Molecule: messenger RNA, 795 nt
Organism: Sitophilus oryzae (rice weevil)
Lineage: Eukaryota; Metazoa; Arthropoda; Insecta; Coleoptera; Curculionidae
Exons: 2
Coding region: 385-780 (131 amino acids)
Source: RefSeq, a predicted model, not a curated record
UGUCGACUUUGGUGUCGACUUUCAUUUUUAUUAAACCACAGAUUAAACAUUACAUAGUUGCCAAAUUAGAUUAUGACAAAUUCCAAAUUUACUAUACACCCACUAUACACCUAAAUAUAAACAUAGCUCAAUCACUCGUUAAUCAAUAGAUACGCUAUUUACAAAAUAAUUUAAAUUUUAUCCAUUUUGCAAGACAGUUGGAACAUCGAAUUAUAAUUUAUUAUCUUAUUUUUAACACAAUUUGGCAACAAACUCUGACUCCCACUUUAAAAUUAGAAAUAUUUCGCCAUUUCAAUAAUUUCAGUAGGUAGCGAUUUUUUUUCUCACAAUAUUGAAAGUUUUAUUCAUUUAUUUUAUGUUAGAUUUUAAAGAUUAAACAAAAAAAUGGCUGAUUGUGAUUGCGGGGAUUGUGACUGCUGCUGUGACUGUUGUGACUGUGAUAAUUGUUGUGACGGACUUUGUGAACUGUCACUGUAUGCUUGUUUUCUUCAUUGCCUUGAAGGAUGCUGUGACGCUUUAUGUCCAGAUAAUUGUUGCUCAAAUAAUUCGGAACCUAGAAAGAAAAUUAAUAAUAAUUCAGAUGUAACACAAGCUCUUAAAAAUGAAGAAUCCAGGCCAGUAACAAUGCAACCACUUAGUUGUAAUAAAGCUCAAGAUAAAGAAAAACAGAAUUUUGAAGAGACUGAUGUCAAAGAAGAACUAGACAAAUCUAAAUUCCAUACUAAAGAUGGAAAUUUGACAGAAAACCAUACUGAAACAUACAAUAAAAAUCAUGAAUAAAAAUAAUUAAUAUUA